AUGCAGCCUUACGCCCUUCUCAGUCUCCUCGCUGCCUCUGCUCUUGCACUCCCCAGCGGACAUGUAUCAGAUGCCUACGAACGGAGCAUCGUCAACGAUAUCUCCAUCCCUGCUCCUGUGAACGGUACCGUAAAUCAGAUCGCAUCCCAGAUGUCAUCUACCAUGAACGGCACUUUCAGCAAGGGCACAUCUUCCGCCCCGAACGUCCCUAGGGGUCAAGGCAAAGCCUACCGUUCCUAUGACAUCGCGUUAGCUCCCGCGGUUGGCCCCAACGUUUCGGUGCCCGUCGACCCCACUGGGGUGCCCCAGACCGGUGUUUCCACCGCCAACAACACCGCACAGGGGAUCAAGCCGAAGCUACCGGCUCGUCAAGUACCAGUCAAUCCCACUGGAGUCCCUAUGACCGGUGCGACCAUGGCUAAUAGCACGGUGCAGGGCGUUAAACAGGCGUUACCCGUCGACCCUACUAGCGUUCCGGCGACUGGUCUUGAGACCGUGAGCGGCAUUGUCCAGGGCAUUGAGCAGAAGCUGCCUGUUCGUCAAUUAUCAGUCGACCCCACCGUAAUUCCCAUCACUGGGUUAACAACCGCCAAUAGCACUGUCCAAGGAGCAGAGCAAAAGUUACCAGUUGAUCCUACAACAAUCCCGAAGAUUGUUGUUUCUACGAUGAACGGGACCGCGCAAGGGAUCGAAGGAAAGUUGCCUGUGCGCCAAGUCCCAGUCAACGCCACAAGUGUUCCCAUGACCGGCGUCACUGCUGCCAACAGCCCCGCGCAGGGGGUCGAGCAGAAGCUUCCUGUUGAUCCCACGGGUGUUCCUGAAGGCGGUCUUGCUGCUGCUAACAGCACUGCGGGGGGCACGAGGCAAAGGUUGCCUUUGGCUCGUCAACCACCAGUCGACCCUUUGCAGAUUGCUCAGACUGGCGUCACGACGAUCGACAACACGGCACAGGGGAUCAAGCAAGAAUUGCCUGUUGACCCUACCUCUGUCCCUAUGACCGGCCUGGCGACUGUAAACGGCCUCGCACAGGGCGCCAAAGAUAAAUUGCCUGCUCGUGAGGCACCAGCAGUCAACCCUGCGGAGGUCCUGAAUGAAGUCAAGAAUCAUGCACCCCGGUCCCCUCAAAAUCUGGACUCACCUGGUGUUGACGUCAAUACGUCGCCGUCCGGAGAAAAUGUGGACUUUUACGGACCUUCUCUCUCGCACCGGAGCUACAUAGAACAGCUAGCCCGGGAUGUGGUCACCAAGAUUGUCCGCGAUCUCGAUCUGUUGGACUGAGAGGGGGAAAUACAUUGAGAAAUGAGACUGACAGAACUAGACUUGAAGGAUGAUGAGGGACUUUACAAGGCACAUACCCAGCAUAUAUAGUAGAAAUCGCUAGUAAUUUAAC
Molecule: messenger RNA, 1390 nt
Organism: Dacryopinax primogenitus
Lineage: Eukaryota; Fungi; Basidiomycota; Dacrymycetes; Dacrymycetales; Dacrymycetaceae
Exons: 15
Coding region: 1-1278 (425 amino acids)
Source: RefSeq, a predicted model, not a curated record